AUGACAGACGAGGCGGGCGUCAAGACACGGGUGUUGAUACUCUCAGAUACUCACUGCGCUUUGCCAGGAGCUGCGCACAGCAGGGAGGUGUUUCGAUGGCCUCUGCCCAAGGCCGAUGUCCUCUUACACGCGGGCGACCUCACCAUGAAUGGGAAGGGUGAUCAGCACCAGCGAGCCCUAGAACUCAUCAAGGGCUGUGACGCGGAGCUCAAAAUAGUUAUUCCCGGCAAUCAUGAUCUGACUCUCGAUAAGCCAUACUAUCAUGAAUUUGGUAGUCUUCACUGCCGUGGCGAGAAUUACUCAGACGAGACACUGAAUGAGUUCGAGGCCAUGUACACUGGAGAGACUGCUCAGGAGGCCGGCAUUGUGUACAUGGUUGAAGGGGUCCGCAUAUUUACUCUUCGGAGUGGUGCCAGAUUUACGGUCUACGCCUCAGCGUAUCAGCCAGAAUUUUGCAACUGGGCCUUUGGAUAUUCCCGGGAGCAAGAUCGCUUCAACAAGACUUUGGAAGAUACUGUCACCCUCACGAAUGCCGAGAACCCUGUUCCCGAUGCUGGCGUCGACAUCCUGAUCACUCAUGGGCCGCCAGCUCACAUUCUGGACAAGACGUACUCUGGUGAGGAUGUCGGUUGUGUGCAUCUGAGGCGGGCCGUAGAGCGCUGCAAGCCGCGGCUGCAUGUCUUCGGUCACAUCCAUGAAGCCGCUGGAGCUAUGAGAAAGCACUGGUUCGUGUCAAACAACGGUGAGAAGAUUAUAGAAUCUCCUGGUCACCAAGAAGUUGUCGAUCGGAUGAGUGCAUACUACGAUGCGACCGACCUCAAACAUGGGAGUGAGUCGCUCUUUAUCAACGCGAGUAUCAUGGACCUGCUCUAUCGGCCGUCUCAUAACCCGUGGCUCGUUGACCUCAUGCUUCCCAGGGCCAUUGGAGGGGGUCGAGAAUCGGCGUCUUAA
Molecule: messenger RNA, 951 nt
Organism: Cyphellophora europaea CBS 101466
Lineage: Eukaryota; Fungi; Ascomycota; Eurotiomycetes; Chaetothyriales; Cyphellophoraceae
Exons: 1
Coding region: 1-951 (316 amino acids)
Molecular function (GO): hydrolase activity
Source: RefSeq, a predicted model, not a curated record